This is a messenger RNA of Sinocyclocheilus rhinocerous, 1193 nucleotides long. Its product is annotated as kinetochore protein Nuf2-like. NCBI's taxonomy places the organism in Eukaryota, Metazoa, Chordata, Actinopteri, Cypriniformes, Cyprinidae. The transcript is spliced from 10 exons. Bases 163 to 1125 code for a protein of 320 amino acids. The record is from RefSeq and is a predicted model, not a curated record.
UCUUAUUAAGCACUCUUGCAGUCCUGUCAACUUAAUGGAAUAGGUCACCCAAAAAUAUUAAUGGGGAAUAUAUUCAAGCCAACAUAAAACAGUAAUUAGAGCAAGCGAACAAUCAUUAUACUGAGUGCAAUCCAAAAUUACCUGCACUUCAAAAAGCAGAGGAUGGAAAUUAUUGCUGACGACCAGCAAAGUUUUCGGUCUUAUAAGGACAGAGUCAAGGCAUACACAAGAGAAAUAAAGGAAGCUGAGAAAAAGAGUGAGAAACUAACUACCAUACCGCCGGAGCAGCAAGCCGAGGAUAAAGAGCUGGACGCCGCUGUGGCAGAGCUGAAAGCUAGCAUGCAGCACCAGUACCAGGAUGUGAACGCAGUGAAUGAAACGGUUGCACAGUGCAAGACUGAAAUUGCUGAGAUGUCACAGAAACUGACUCAAAGGUAUGUGGGUUUGUCCACACUGAAGCAUGAGAUGGUCAAUCUCAAGUCUCAAAUUGUGGAGUCACCCGAAGAACUAAGAAAUGAGAUGGAAAGGAUGAAAGAGAACGUGAAGAACAUUAGGAUGUCAAAAGAGCUGCUUGAUGAAAGGCUGGUGGAAAUGCAGAUGUUGGUGCAGUGUGUAAAUCAGUUGGAGGCAGAAAUCCAGGUCUUCCUCAAACAGCUGCAGGACUUACAGAGCAACAUGUGCAAGACCUACCAGCAAAAAGAGGAGGCCCGGAGCUUAGCAGCCCUGAAUGAAACCCUGCAGAAAGAGCUGAAGAGCCUGAGCAAUGAAGAAGGCCAGCUGAAGAGGGCACUUGCCCUGAAACUUGACAAGGAGGCUAAACAACAGAUCCGUCGACAGAAGAAAAGAGAGGUGAAAGACCAGCAAGUCAGAAAUAUUUAUGGGCAAUAUGACAAAAUCCACCAGAAACGGGAGGAAAUUGUGAAAAUGAUAGAAGAAAACAACCGUGAAACUAAAAAGUUGAGGGAGAAGAUGCAGGAGCUUGGAGAAAAGUGCAACCGGCAAACUCAAAAAGCCCAGGAAUUCUAUGAACAUCUUCUCACAACUGUGGAGCAUUACGACAAGCGGAUUGAGAGCAUUGUGGUGGAGACCAAUGCAGACACUUUAAAAAUGAAAUCACAUUUCUAGAAUUUCUAUUUUAUACUCUUGACUGUUACUUCAAAUUCCUGCAUUUGUACAGUGUCUGUUGUUUUGUC